GCGUUUGGCUGGGCUCUUCCCCGCUCCGGGUUCCCCCGCCCCGCCCCGCAGAGGCGCGAGUUGGGGCUGGUGUGGCGGCUGUCCUCGCUGUCCCCGCCACAGCCGCCAUGGGCAACUGCUACACGGUGGGACCCAACGAGGCGCUAGUGGUGUCAGGGGGCUGCUUCAGUCCAGAUGCGAAGAAAUAUGUGUUUGGAGGCUGGGCCUGGGCCUGGUGGUUCGUCUCGGACACACAGAGACUGACUCUGGAGGUUAUGACCAUCCUGUGUCGCUGUGAGAAUAUUGAGACGUCGGAGGGGGUCCCGCUAUUCGUAACAGGGGUUGCACAGGUGAAAAUCAUGACUGAGAAUGAACUGUUAGCGGUGGCUUGUGAGCAGUUCCUGGGGAAAAAUGUCCAUGACAUCAAGAAUGUGGUCCUCCAGACCCUCGAGGGCCACCUGCGAUCCAUCCUAGGGACGCUGACGGUGGAGCAGAUCUACCAGGACCGAGACCAGUUCGCCAAGCUGGUGAGGGAAGUGGCCGCCCCGGAUGUGGGUCGCAUGGGCAUCGAGAUCCUUAGCUUCACCAUUAAGGAUGUAUAUGAUAAAGUGAAUUACCUGAGCUCCCUGGGUAAGUCACAGACGGCCCAGGUCCAGAGAGACGCAGACAUCGGAGUGGCCCAGGCAGAGCGAGACGCCGGCAUCCGGGAAGCUGAGUGCAAGAAAGAGAUGCUGGACGUCAAGUUCCUGGCAGACACGUACAUCGCAGACUCCAAGCGAGCCUUUGAGCUGAAGAAAUCGGCCUUCACGGAGGAAGUCAGCGUCAAGACGGCUGAGGCCCAGCUGGCCUACGAGCUCCAGGCCGCCAAGGAACAGCAGAAAAUCCGGCAGGAGGAGCUGGAAAUCGAGGUGGUACAGAGAAAGAAGCAGAUUGAUGUGGAGGAGCAGGAGAUCCUCCGGACCACCAAGGAGCUCGUCUCCACCAUCCGGCAGCCCUCCGAGGCUGAGGCCCACCGCAUUCAGCAGAUCGCCGAGGGAGAGAAGGUGAAGAAGGUCCUCUUGGCCCAGGCAGAAGCUGAGAAGAUCCGGAAGAUAGGGGAGGCGGAAGCAAUGGUGAUUGAGGCCCUGGGGAAGGCAGAGGCUGAGCGGAUGAAGCUCAAGGCUGAGGCCUACCAGAUGUACGGCCACGCUGCCAAGCUGUCCCUGGUGCUCGAUGCCCUCCCCUCGAUCGCCGCCAAAGUGUCGGCGCCGCUGACCAAAGUGGACGAGGUUGUGGUGCUCAGUGGAGACAACAGCAAGGUGACCAACGAGGUGACUCGCCUGCUAGCGGAGCUUCCGGCCUCCGUUCACGCGCUCACCGGGGUGGACUUGUCCAAGGUGAGACUGAUCCCCGGUGGGGGUGGGGGUGGCGGAGGUGAGGAGGGGCCUCCCCGAUGCCCUUGUUCUCCACCCUCCCCGCAGAUCCCGCUGGUCCAGAAGGCGACGGGCACGCAGGGCUGAGGACGCCCCGUCCAGUCCCCCCACCCUCCGACGUGUGUCGCCAUCCCAGGGACAGUGGAAGAUUUACGGACUCUGGUGCCUGACUGUGGGGACCAGAAAUUCUGCCAAGUCCAGCCAAUCCGUGUCGGUCCUCUUUUUUGGUCAUCAUCCGUCCCUCCUUCACUCUUCUGGCCUCUCUCCUCUCUCCGUUCCUCCGUCUCGUGUGUGGCCCCCUCUUUGCUCACCUCCACAAUCAUAGUUUCAGCUAAGGAUGUUUAUGGUCACUGCUUGUCUUUGAGGAGCCACCUUGCAGCUCCUCGAAAUCCUGGUGCCUUGAAGUUCUCCGGCUGUCCAUUUGUCCACCCUGUGGUCCCAGCCAGAACUCGGUGUGAGGGAGGAGGGUGGCCUGGGCCAGGGAAGCCUUUCCUUGUGGCCCUGCUGUUCUCGUGGGAAGCCAAAGCCUCCCUGGCUUCUGCCAGCCUUGGACUCGGCUUUCUUCCCUAGACGGCCCCAGUCCCCCUCUCUCUGGGCAGGGGAGAACCGGGUCGGGGCCCUUCUGGCUUCACCCGCCAAACUCUGACCCGCUCCCACUUUCCACAGUCGCUUCUAUCCCUGGGAAGCUGGUGGACAUGCCGGAAUCAUUGGAUGGGGCUGUUUGCGGGCCAGGGGGACGCCCUCUUCUGGGCCAAGAGCAGCAGGAGGCCAUCUGGCCCCGUGCAUAAGGCUCUACUUGGGCACGACCGUCGGGCAGGCAGGUGGCAGGUGCAGGUUGGGCACGGCAGAGGCCAGAGCUCCAGGCUUUGCCUGCCCUGGGGAGGCCAUGGUAGAGGGAAGCCGGCCAGGCUCCCAACCCUUUAUCGUGGGGCGUCUGCGUCCCAGUGGAUGGAUGGGGAUGGGCCACCCCUGGCCCCUCGGUGCUGCCCCUUGCCCAGACCUCCAAGCUCCUCGUGCCACGCCACUCCGGCACAGCUCCAUCUUCUUGUUCCUUCUGCUCGACGCUCCUCCGGGCUGCUCGGGAGCUUCUCCCACCCUUGUGCUCUGAGAGCCGCCCAUGGGGCCAGUGGCCAGAGGCCGGGCCAGGAGCAUCCUGGGGCAGGAGCUGGGCUGGAGCAGCCCUACCUGAAUGGGGUCUGCGUUCCUGGCCUGCGUCGCUGCCCCUGCAUGUAAGUGCUGCAUGUCUGGCCUUGGCCCUGCCACCUUCCUCUGAUAGAAUAAAGACUCCUUGCACCCA
Monodelphis domestica (gray short-tailed opossum) is the source of this 2688-nucleotide messenger RNA. Lineage: Eukaryota; Metazoa; Chordata; Mammalia; Didelphimorphia; Didelphidae. The record is from RefSeq and is a predicted model, not a curated record.